Messenger RNA from Ceratitis capitata (Mediterranean fruit fly), 951 nucleotides. RefSeq lists its product as uncharacterized. Bases 26 to 280 code for a protein of 84 amino acids. The transcript has 2 exons. Lineage: Eukaryota; Metazoa; Arthropoda; Insecta; Diptera; Tephritidae. The record is from RefSeq and is a predicted model, not a curated record.
UAUAUAGAACUGGUCGGAAUCCAAAAUGGUAUUUCGUUUUUUGCUCCGGUAUUUGGCAAACAAUGAACAAUUAAUUCAACGCAUGGCCGAAAGUUAUCCGAUGCGGCGCGCUGCUCAAAUGGUUGUAUCCAUUCUUUACCGUACCAAAAAUAUGGCGCAGGAGCGAGGUAUACAUGACAUGACGCCCGAACGUUUUAAGUCUUUUAUGGCACUUUUUAAAAAUAAUCUUAAGAAAGAAAUUGAGGGAGUGAAGGACGAAAUUAAAAAGAAGUCUCGUUAAAAAUUUGAUAAAGUUACAAUACAAAAAACAUAUUAUAUUUUCAGAAUAUAAAUUGUUUCCGUUAUAUAAUAUUAAAAUAUGCAUAUUCGGUAUUUCCUCCUUAAAUGUCCGUCAUGAAAUUAAAAAUAUCCGCUGAUUGCUUCCAAAUGUUUAUCCCCUUUAGAAUUAACCCGAGUUUAAAGUUUAUUCAAAUAAUAUAUAUAUACGAACUUUGAUGCAAUCAAAUUUGUAAUUAAGGGAAAUGUUUGAUGAACAAAUAAUACGAUAGAAAGCAUAAUUGGACGAGUUCCAAAACGUCGAAGUUUGUACACUGUUCUCUUAAGUAUUGCUAUAGUCUUUUGAAUAUUCCGUUUUCUGUGCAUUCUAAAAAUGCUCCAAUAAUUAUCAAAUCGGGAAAUUGCUGCAAAGGAUUUUGGGUUGUGUGCCCAAAUCUCAGUAUUCCUAUAAUCUUUCAUUUUCAUUUCUUCAGUUUUUUUUUUAAAUUUUUUAAUAACAAUUCUAGGUAGGUUUUAAAUACAUUAUAUAAUGCGUAGUAGGGAUGACAUUUUUUGACAAGUAGUGUUUUUAAGCACCACCUCAAACGGAGAAUAAUUUACGAUCGCACCAUAUCCAUCUUAUUAGGAGGUCGUUACCCCAACCUCUAGAAGAAUCCCAGUUGUGGCUCGUGCACA